AUGGUCAUCUUCUCCCCUGACGGCCGCUACGCCUACGUCAGCUCCUCGGGCAACUUCACGGGCGGCUCCCCUACCCCCGACGCCGUCGUCAUCGACGCUGUGUCACGCGCGAUCGUGGGGCGCAUCCCUCAGGCGUCGCCGUUCAGCCCCAACAUCGCCGCGACGCCAGACGGCAAGCAGGUGUGGUUCACCCUCAAAGACUCUGGCAGGGUGCAGGUGAUCAGCGCCACGCCGCCCUUCAAGACCAUCGCCGUCCUGGCCACCGGCCCCAUCACCAACCACGUCAACUUUGCCGUCACCGGCGACGGCCGCCAGCUGGCCUACAUCUCCGUCGCCGGCGCCGCCGCGGUGCAGGUCUGGACGACGGACAGCAGGCCCGCGCGCGUCGCCACUGUCGAGGAGGUCGGCUUCAACCCCCACGGCGUGUGGCCGUCGGGGGACGGCCGCCGCGUCUACGUGGCGCUGCAGGGCGGCAACGCGAUCGCCGUCAUCGACACGUCCACCAACACGCUGGCCGCCACCAUCCCCGCCGGCGGCCAGGGCCCCAUGGCGCUCGCCUAUGUCCCCAACGCGAUCCCCGCGGGCGCGCCGCCGGCCGUCAACCUGAGCGCGCCGGGCGUCGCGUCGGGCAACAACUCCCUGUACCUGGUGCUGGCGCCGCCGGGCGCAAAGAAGGGUGACCCCCUGGUGACGCGGGUGACCCUCAACCGCCAGGGCUUCAUUGACCAGCUGGAGGCGACGGUCGCCGGCAUUAAGACCGGCGGCACCUACGUGCUCGCGCUCUCGCCCGACCGCGCGGGCACGGCGGGGGAGCUGCAGCCCAUUGCGCAGUUCAGCGGCAAUGCGGACGGCGCGGCCAACCCCGCGACUGUUGGGACGUUCAGGUUUGCCCUUGGGGCCGGCGGUGCGAGCGCUGGGGCCGCGGCGGGGCGGCGGUACCUGGUGGUGGCUGAGUUUGCUGGCGGGCAGGUGGGGCGCGUACUGCAGGUGCAGCAGGAGUGA
Molecule: messenger RNA, 1002 nt
Organism: Monoraphidium neglectum
Lineage: Eukaryota; Viridiplantae; Chlorophyta; Chlorophyceae; Sphaeropleales; Selenastraceae
Product: YVTN beta-propeller repeat-containing protein
Exons: 2
Coding region: 1-1002 (333 amino acids)
Molecular function (GO): protein binding
Source: RefSeq, a predicted model, not a curated record